Messenger RNA from Zygotorulaspora mrakii, 2910 nucleotides. It is a transcript of the gene SEC26, whose product is annotated as coatomer subunit beta. Gene Ontology annotation, biological process: endoplasmic reticulum to Golgi vesicle-mediated transport; intracellular protein transport; intra-Golgi vesicle-mediated transport. Lineage: Eukaryota; Fungi; Ascomycota; Saccharomycetes; Saccharomycetales; Saccharomycetaceae. Gene Ontology annotation, cellular component: cytoplasm; COPI vesicle coat. The transcript has a single exon. The coding region runs from base 1 to 2910 and encodes 969 amino acids. The record is from RefSeq and is a predicted model, not a curated record. Gene Ontology annotation, molecular function: structural molecule activity.
AUGACUGUUGAAAAUGAGGAAUUGGCGUAUACACUUGUGUUUGACCCUUCACGCAGUGGAAAUUCCUACACUGUAAGUGAUUUUCAGAAGGCACUGGAAAAAGGAUCGGACGAAGAUAAGGUUGAAACUAUGAAACAUAUCCUGGUCACUAUGCUGGAAGGAAACCCCUUACCAGAGUUGUUGAUGCAUAUCAUCAGGUUUGUUAUGCCUUCAAAAAACAAAAAAUUGAAGAAACUCCUGUACUUCUAUUGGGAGAUUGUCCCAAAAUUGGACGAGGAAGGAAAAUUGAGACAUGAAAUGAUCUUGGUUUGCAAUGCGAUCCAGCACGAUUUACGUCAUCCAAAUGAGUAUAUCAGGGGUAAUACUUUAAGAUUUUUGACAAAAUUGAAGGAAGCAGAAUUGUUAGAGCAAAUGGUUCCUUCAGUUUUAGCUUGCUUGGAAUAUCGUCAUGCUUACGUCCGCAAAUACGCUAUUCUAGCUGUUUUAUCCAUUUACAAAGUAAGUGAUCAUUUGUUGCCUGAUGCCAAGGAUGUUUUAAAUACAUUUUUAGCUGCCGAAACUGACCCAAUUUGCAAGAGGAACGCAUUUGUUGGGCUAUCAGAGCUGGAUCGUGAGGCUGCUUUGAUAUAUUUGGAAGAAAAUAUCACCGCGAUUGAAGCAUUGGACCCAUUAUUGCAGGCCGCUUUUGUGCAAUUUAUAAGACGCGAUGCUAUACAUACACCAACUUUGAAAGCACAAUAUAUUGAUUUGUUAUUGGAUCUUUUGAAGUCGACAACAUCUCACGAAGUAAUUUUUGAGACAGCUUUAGCUUUAACCGCUUUAUCUUCCGACGCAUCUGUAUUGACAGUUGCUGCUUCGAAAUUGAUCGAUCUUGCCGUCAAAGUCUUUGAUAAUAACGUGAAAUUGAUUGUAUUAGGAAGAAUUGAUGAUAUCAAUGACAAGAAUCCUGGCUCCUUAGAAGAAUUGACUCUGGAAAUAUUACGUGUUUUGAAUGCUGAAGACAUGGACGUCCGCAGGAAAGCUCUUGAUAUUGCAAUGAAUUUAGUUACUUCAAGAAAUGUAGAUAAUGUUGUGAGACUUCUAAAGACAGAACUGCAAAACACCGUUUAUAACAGUGAAAAGGAAAAAUCUAUGGAAUAUAGACAAUUGAUAAUUAAAACAAUUCAUGUUAUUGCUAUCCGUUUCGUUGAAGUUGCCGCAAACGUGGUAUCUCUACUUCUGGAUUGCAUUGGCGACUUGACUUCUUCUGCUGCAAGUGGUGUCAUUUCCUUUGUCAAAGAGGUCAUCGAGAAAUAUGCUCAUUUAAGAGAACCCAUUUUGAAAAAUUUGAUUAUGGUUCUUGAUAACGUGAAAUCAGCCAAAGCCUACCGUGGUGCUCUAUGGAUUCUUGGUGAGUAUGCCGAAACAUACCAGGAAAUUCAAAGGUGCUGGAAACAUAUUCGCAGCAGCGUAGGUGAAGUACCAAUUCUGCAAACCGAAUUGAAGAGAAUCAGCGAGAAUUCAGAAAAAGAUGAAGAAACUGAUGAAGUUCCUCAAAAAAGAACAGGACCUAUCGUCUUAUCUGAUGGUACUUACGGAUCCGAAAAUGCUUUUAAUAGCGAAAAGUCAUCCUCGGAAGAUGAGCGUGAUUUGAGACCUCCCUUGCGUCGUUUCAUCCUGAAUGGUGACUUCUAUACAGGCUCAAUUCUAGCAAGUACUAGCAUAAAGCUUGUUUUAAGAUUGGAAAAAACUUCUAGAGAUGAUAGUAUUUUGAACGCUUUGAAAGCCGAAGCUCUAUUGAUCUUAGUAAGUAUAAUUAGGGUUGGACAAAGCAGCUUAGUAGAGAAGAAGAUUGACGAAGAUUCUCUAGAAAGAAUUGUUACUGGAAUCUCUAUUCUGAUGGACGAUUUGGAUCCAACUGAAAGCGAUGCAGAAAGGAAACUACUAGAGACAGCUUUCUUGGAUGCCACAAAAUCAUCUUUCAAGACCCAGGUGGCUCGUUCUAAACACAAGAAUGCCAAAAUAUCUGCUAGAAACUUGAGCAAGGCUGCAGAACCUAUUGAUGCGCCUGUUGCAUUUAGGCAAUUCGCACAUGCUGAUACGCGUGCUGCUGAGGAUGACAUGAUCGAAGAAGACUUGCAGCUGGCACUGAAGGGAAAUUACGAUAGUUUAAGCGCAAAUUCAGCUAUGUCCAAGUUGAGAAAAGUCGUGCCGUUAACCGGAUUUUCUGAUGCAGUUUAUGCCGAAGCUUAUAUCACGACUCACCAAUUCAAUGUCGUUUUGGAUGUUCUUUUAGUUAAUCAAACAAGAGAAACAUUGAAGAACCUUCACGUUCAAUUUGCUACGCUGGGUGACUUGAAAAUUGUUGAUACUCCUAGUAGUACUAAUGUAGUUCCUCACGGGUUCCAUAAAGUCUCGGUUACAGUCAAGGUGUCCUCUGCUGAUACAGGAGUCAUUUUUGGCAAUAUUAUUUACGAUGCUGCCCACGGUGAAGACGCACAUUAUGUUAUUUUGAAUGACGUUCACGUCGAUAUUAUGGAUUAUAUCAAGCCAGGUAAGACAGACGACGAGCAUUUCCGUACUAUGUGGAAUGCGUUCGAAUGGGAGAACAAAAUUUCUGUGAAGUCACAACUUCCAUCUUUACACGCAUAUCUUGAAGAACUGGUGAAAGGUACCAAUAUGGGAGUUUUAACUCCUGCAGAAGCUCUAGGAGAAAAUGAUUGUAGAUUUUUAAGUUGUAACUUACACGCAAAAUCGUCUUUCGGUGAAGACGCUCUCGCCAAUUUGUGCAUUGAGAAAGAUCCAUCUUCGGGCCAGGUAGUAGGUCAUGUCCGAAUUAGAUCAAAAGGUCAAGGAUUGGCCUUAUCACUUGGUGACAGAGUAGCAUUGAUAGCUAAGCAAACAGGGAAAGUGCAACUCUCUCGUGUUUGA